CAUGGGAAUGUUGAUCUGACGCUCUUACAUCUACACACGGCCAGAGAAAAAGGUUUACAGUGAAGUCAUAAUCCCCCUUUUUUUUAAAGAGGUUUUUACUUAAACAAGAAGAAUCUGUGUGCAGAACCUGUCUUCGAAAUGAUUACAGAUUCUAAAGUAAGAAGGAAAAACACUUUCCGACGUCACCUCGAUGCCUUAAAGGGGUCACUUUGUGCAUGUGCUCGGUUUUUAAGUUGUAAAACUUACAUAAAUGGUUCCUUUGUUUGAGGAGAACGAUGCAAACUUUUGUAGUUUUUGCAGAAAUGUCACUUUUCAGCAUCGUUUUCGGUGUGCAAAAUUGGUACGUUUGAUGCUCGAACAUGCAGAAGAAGUACUCAAGAGUGUGGAAAUAAAUCUUAAUAAGGUAAAAGAACAAGAGGAUUAACAUCAAAAUAUGUUUAAAGUCUCAAAAGGAAAGACAUUGAUAUGCAGAAAGGUCCACUUCAGAAUAAUAGUGCAGUAAGUGAUGCAUAAAUUAACUUUCUUUAUUGCUCAUUAGGAAAUCUGCAGAGUAAGCAAACACAACAAGGAGGUGAAGGAAGUGCAUGGACUCAAAGUUUAAAAGAUGUAUGAAUACCUCAAGAUUGUGCUCACUCAGAGACUUUAAAGUUUAUUAUGGUGAUAAUAUUUCUUUAUUUUUGUCUUUGUGAUGUCCUUUAAUUUCAUAUCUGGAGUUUUUUUCCAUCACUUAAAGUAUAAAAGUACUCUUGAUGGUUAUUUAAAUUCAUAUAAGAAGACUGCGUGUCAUGGAAAAUGAGAAAAAACAGCUGAAAGAUUAAAGUAUUACCCGAGACUGUAAAUGUGGCCCCCAGGUCUCGGACUGUGGACUGAGAAAUUAGUGUUGCUGCCUUUCUGCCAAUCAGCAUUAAUUUUAAAUCCCACAGAGUCUGAAUGCUUUCAUAACUUGGACGAGCAGUUUGAACCUUUCCUCGCUUUGAGCUGCAGGUUUUCUUUCAUCAUGGCGAGCUGGUGGAGCUCCGAGGGUGUGGACCUGGAGGAGGACUCGAUCGUGUCGCGGGUGAUCCAGGCAGUCGGCCUGUUUGGGGAUAUUCUGACGUUAGAGGACACUAUGGAGCCUUUUCUGUCUGACAUUGAGAGAGGGGACAAGGCUGAAGAGAAAGGAACAGGUGGACGGGAAGAAGAAGAAAUGUUAAAGGACAAGGAAGAGCAGGAGGUUCAAAAUGAUCACAAUAAAGAUGACGGUGGAAAGGAGAGUGAAGAAGAAAAUUUGCAGAGGGGAGAAAACCUGAAAGAAGUGGAAAAAGAAAGCAAACAUGAUGGAAAUAUUAAAAAGGAGGAAGAAAAGCAGGAAAAGCAAAAAGAAGAGAAGGAAAACCAAACAAAAAAGGUGUUGCUGAAGGACACUGAGGGAGAGAAGGAAGGAAAUAUGGUGAAAGAGGAAGCAGACAGAAGUGUGGAGACAGAAUCAAAGACUGAAAAACAGGAGGAGGAAGAAACAGAGGUCGAGGAAAAGGUUGAGAUGCAAGAGCAGGUGCAAGAAAAUGAGGAGGAGGCAACCAUAGAUGAAAGGCAGGAUGGGGUGCAGAUUUCAAGAGAAAGGAUGGAGGAGGACGAAGGCGUGGGUAGGAUAAAAGAGGAAGAACCAGAGAGGGAGGAAGAAAGACAGGAUGAGGAGGAGGAUUGGGAGCAAAUCAAGGGAAAGGACGUUUUGGAAACGGAGAUGAGAAAAGAAGCAGCAAGGAAAGAAAAGGAGGAAGAAGAUGAGAAGAACAAAGUGGAGGAGUGUGAGGUGGGAGCAGAAGAUGAAGAGAAAGAGCCAAAGAAUCAGGAGGAAGGGGAGGCGAUUAAGAAUGGAAGAGAAGACGAAAAUGUAGAGAAAGAGAAGAGCCGUGAUGAAGAAGAGGUUGAGGAAAGAGGGGAGACGGAGGAAGAAGUUGAUGAAGACAGGAAAGAAAAGAGAGGGGAAACAGAGGAAGAGAAAGAUGAACAAGAACAAAAACAGGUGGAUGAAAAAGGAAACAAGGAGUUGGCGGAAGUAAAACAAGAACAACAGGUUGUUGGAAAAGAAGCAGAGGUUGACAAACCAGCGAUAAGAAAGGUGGAGAGAGAAGAGCAAGCACGAAGGAUUGAUGUGAAAGAGGAAAAGAUGGAAGAGAGGGUUGAGAUGGUGGUGAAGAAAGAGAGGGAGGAGGAAGAACAACAGAAGGAUGGAGAAGAAGAAAAGAUGGAGGUGGAGGAAAAUGUUGUAAUGAUGGUUGAGGAGGAAAUGAUGGAGGGGGAGGAAGAAAAGGAGGUGGAGAGAGAACAUAAAGAAGAAGAGAUAACUGGAGAAGAGGAGCAAGAGCCUGUCGCUGUAAGAGAAGAAGAAAUGCAGGCUUUGGUAAACAGAGAAGAAAAUGCAGAAGAAGAAGAAUCACAUGAUGAGACAGAAUCCCAGAAAUCCUCCCCUUCAUCACCUCCCCAGACCUCUGCAGACACUCUGAGGGCUAAUGGAGCAGAAACAGGAGGUGGAGCUCACAGAGACGACUCAGGCGCUGCCAAAAACCACAACGGGGACGUUUCCCCCGCCUCGGUGAGCGGGGACAAAGAGGAGCAGGGAGCUCCAACACAAACUGUUUCUCCGACAGACAUCAUCGUGCCUCCUCUCCACGGCACUCUGAACCUGAGAUACCUCACAGACGAGGAGAUCCAGAGUCUGGAGGAGCGAUUCUUAACGCUGUCAGUGACAUCACUUCCUGCUCCAGGUGAUCUUGUUGAAGUGGCAGAGGAAGCAGGGGACGAGGACACCUGGGAGAUCAUACCUGAUCUACACACAGAUCUGCAGGCCUUGGAUUACAGCUGGACGAUGUCGAUGGAAGCAGGAGGACCAGAAAGCAACGAGCUCAGUCCAGCUCCAAACUCCGCCAGCUCAGGAGACACUGUGAUGGAAGUGAAGGAGGAAAACGGAGACAAAGAUGAAGGAGGUAAAAACUCGAAGCAGAACUCAGGGGCGGGUGCAGCGGACGAAAAGAAGAACGGUCAGCCGUCAAAGUACAAAACUGUCUCCUACAGGAGGAUCCGCAGAGGAAACACCCGACAGAGGAUCGACGAGUUUGAGGCCAUGAUGGACUCGUGAUCAGACGCUUUAAAUAUUGUCGUCAUAUUGUGUUCAGUUGAUCCGGUAGCUGUUUGUAAUCCUUUUGUAGCAGAUGAUUAUCCUUAGUGGUGAAAUAAAUAGAAAAUUAGAGGAUCCAGUAUAAAGCCUUGUGGUACACCAUAUGCAAUGCCUAUACUGAGUUAUAAAAACAUUACUGUCUGAAGCCAGGGGUUUUUUGUUGUUAAGGUAUUCUUGAUCUUUAAAUCACCUCUAUCUUGAUAGCUGGACCUUGUUCAUAUUUUUGUGGGGCCAUUUUUCAGAGGCAAACACAUCUUUUUAGUAAAUUAAAUAUAUAUGAAAUAAAGUGCUAUGUUUUUGUAGUUAAUGUAAAUGUCAUGCUCUUAUAAUCACUUGUGUUAUAUUUUUCAAUGAAUUUGAAUAUAUUAAACAUGCUAA
Messenger RNA from Labrus mixtus (cuckoo wrasse), 3532 nucleotides. Its product is annotated as golgin subfamily A member 6-like protein 22. Lineage: Eukaryota; Metazoa; Chordata; Actinopteri; Labriformes; Labridae. Bases 839 to 3115 code for a protein of 758 amino acids. The record is from RefSeq and is a predicted model, not a curated record. The transcript has 2 exons.